UGCUAUUUUUCAUAAUAAUUUCACUUAUUAAAUCAUUUUAUAUUAUUAUUUUAGUUUUCUUAAUUAGUAAUUUUUUUCUUAUACUACAAUAUUUUUUCAUCUAAGUCCUAAAUAAUGCUGUUAACUAAAAUAAGAGAUUUAUUUUAAGAAAAACUAUUUACUUUGACCUUCUUAAUUUAUAUUGUAUUAUUUUUUAUUUAUUCAAUUUAAGCUAAUCCUUUUUUUUCUAUUUCUAUUUAUAAGUUUGUUUAUUUAGUUUCUAUUAAUUAUUAUUUUAAUAAUUGGCAUUCAUAAUCACUUAUCUAAUCUUUAUAUAAUUAUAUUUGAUUUUCAUAAAAACUUUUAUUCGCUUCUAAU
This is a messenger RNA of Ichthyophthirius multifiliis, 357 nucleotides long. RefSeq lists its product as hypothetical. The transcript has a single exon. NCBI's taxonomy places the organism in Eukaryota, Ciliophora, Oligohymenophorea, Hymenostomatida. The record is from RefSeq and is a predicted model, not a curated record.